This is a messenger RNA of Humulus lupulus (European hop), 696 nucleotides long. RefSeq lists its product as uncharacterized. The coding region runs from base 1 to 696 and encodes 231 amino acids. NCBI's taxonomy places the organism in Eukaryota, Viridiplantae, Streptophyta, Magnoliopsida, Rosales, Cannabaceae. The transcript has a single exon. The record is from RefSeq and is a predicted model, not a curated record.
AUGAUCGACCAAGUCAUCACAUUCUCCAAGGAUGACACUCAGAUGGUGCACUUUCCACACCAUGAUCCUUUGGUGAUCGAGAGUCAGGUUUCCAAUAAUAUGGUGGCUCAGAUUCUGAUGGACAACGGGAGUUCCGUGAACAUCAUGUUCAAGUCAGCCUACGAGAGGAUUGAGUUGACCACAAGCGACCUAUCCUCGUGCACCUCAACUUUAUACGGGUUCUUGAGGGAAGGUCUCAUACCAAUGGGCCAGAUCAAGUUGCUCGUGACACUUGGAGAUGUGCCUCGCCAGAUGUUUAAGUAUUGCACAUUCAUGGUAGUGGAUUGUUCAUCGGCGUAUAACGCCAUCUUGGGGCGCUCGACCUUAGUUGAGUUCGGGGUAGUUAUCUCUAUUCAGCACAUGUGCAUAAAGUUCCCCACAGAGUCAGGGAUUUUCAGAGUUCGAGGAGACAAAAAAAAGGCAAGGCAAUGCUACAAUGUGUCUCUCAGGCAACCAAUAAUGGUUAUUGAGGCAUUGGCCCCCGAACAGCCUCUUCUCGAGAAGGUGGGGGUGCAAGUUGUUCUAGAUGAUGAAACCAACAAGUUGGACCUGCAGGUUCAAGAUGAGAGGGCUAUCGAGCCCAUGGGGGAGGUUGAGGAAGUGGCCCUCGAUGCCUCUGUCCCCGAAAGGAAGACAAAGGUCAGGAAAGGUCUAUAG